Messenger RNA from Drosophila yakuba, 1129 nucleotides. RefSeq lists its product as uncharacterized. The record is from RefSeq and is a predicted model, not a curated record. The transcript is spliced from 2 exons. Gene Ontology annotation, molecular function: transferase activity. Bases 92 to 868 code for a protein of 258 amino acids. Lineage: Eukaryota; Metazoa; Arthropoda; Insecta; Diptera; Drosophilidae.
GCCCAGACAUCAGUUCCCAGUCGGAAUCUACAUAAAACGACAGUGUGUGUUUUUGAGUUCACUACAAAACGAUUUAAGCAAAGCUGAAAAAAUGAAUUUCUUCAAAAAAUUACGCAACCGUCUGGUACCUUACCGCGUCCCGGUGAAUGGUACUCGCAGGAACAACCGUCAAGUACGCCAGAAUACGGUAGCAGAAGUACGUGGCAACUCUCGUCAGGCCGCGACUGUGGCUGAUGCUGUGAAUGAGUUUGCAAUUCUGAGUGAGUCUGUGGCUGAGGCUGUGACUCAGCCUGUGACUCUGGCUGAGGCUGCGACUGUGGCUGAGGCUGUGACUGUGGCUGAGGCUGUGACUGUGGCUGAGGCUGUGACUGUGGCUGAGGCUGUGACUGUGGCUGAGGCUGUGACUGUGGCUGAGGCUGUGACUGUGGCUGAGGCUGCGACUGUGGCUGAGGCUGUGACUGAGGCUACAGCGGCUACUGCGGCUGAGGUCGAGACUGUGGCUGUGGCUACUGUGGCUGAGGUCGAGACUGUGGCUAUGGCUGUGGACAAGACUGAGGAAAAGCCGGAGACUGUGGCUGAGGCUGAAGCUGUGGCUGUGACUGAGGCUGAAGCUGUGACUGAGGCUGGAGCUGUGGCUGAGGCUGAAGCUGUGACUGAGGCUGUGACUGAGGCUGAGGCUAAGGCUGAUACUAAGGCUGAUACUGAGGGUGAGCCUGUGACUGAAGUUCAGGUUGGGCCCGAAUCUGAGGCUGUGGCUGAUGGAAGAGAUGCUGCCCCUGCAGCAGGUGAAGCUAACGAAGUGAUUGAUGUGGAGUUGGUAGCCGGCACUUUGAAUUCUUCUGACCCAACUCCCACCACUAACCCGUAAUUGGACGAUCUACUGAGGACAAGCACACACCAAACACUGUCACCGUUAAUUGCUCACACCGCUUAAAGGAGAUUGAUUGUGUCAUAGAUGCCCCUCCGCCCCCCCCACAUUUUCCACAUCACACCACGGAGCAAAUCGGUGACGUCGCCGCCCAUAUGGCGUAUAUGUAUAUAUAUAGAUCGAGUCGCAUACAUACAUAUUUAUAUAGAGAGUCUAUGAUUACACAAUAAGUCUUACCGCUAACAAUGUACAAAUAUUAAA